Molecule: messenger RNA, 243 nt
Organism: Protopolystoma xenopodis
Lineage: Eukaryota; Metazoa; Platyhelminthes; Monogenea; Polystomatidea; Polystomatidae
Source: the annotation of a GenBank genome assembly
AUGCUCCACUCUCCCACACGCAGACCUAGUCCUCUACUUACGUCUCGACCGCAAGUAGUUCCGCCCCUCGACGUAAAAAACUUCACAUCCCUUGCCACCAUAGGGAGAGAGAGAGAGAGAAGUGGAGUACCGAGUCGAUCAGCUCGCUUGCUCGGCCAUUGGCGGCGCUUCAGCUCGAAUCCUUUGGGCCUGGGUCGUCCAACUGAGCCUGGAAACAGAAAACGCCCUCAUGUCGCCCCUUGA